Gymnodraco acuticeps is the source of this 829-nucleotide messenger RNA. RefSeq names its product adhesion G protein-coupled receptor F5-like. The transcript is spliced from 6 exons. Bases 6 to 821 code for a protein of 271 amino acids. The record is from RefSeq and is a predicted model, not a curated record. Lineage: Eukaryota; Metazoa; Chordata; Actinopteri; Perciformes; Bathydraconidae.
CCACAAUGUCUCCAACAACCACAAUGUCUCCAACAACCACAAUGUCUCCAACAACCACAAUGUCUCCAACAACCACAACGUCUCCAACAACCACAAUGUCUCCAACAACAGGGUUCAAUUUGGAAAUGACAGUGCAAUUAAACAAGACGUUCACAGAAACAUUGAAAGAUCCAACAAGUGAUGAAUACAAAAAUCUUAAAAACAACAUGACUACAUUGUUAAACAAGGAGUAUGGAGGAAUCACAGGGUUUAUUGGUGUUUCUGUGACAGGAUUCAGAGAAGGAAGCAUAUUUACAGAGUUUGUUGUUGAGACUACAAAGGUUAAUGCUGAAGAAUUCGCUGAAGCAAAUACAGCAUUUUCAAAAGCAGUAACCUCUACUAUUGCCCCUGUCAUUGGCUCUGUCACUGCAUUGUACAACAGUGAAGAUAAAUUAAGGAUUGACGGCAUAAUUUAUAAUGGAAAUCGCAUGAGACUGGUGUGCGAACCCAGUAUUAAUGUGGGACAAAUAAGUAGUGUCGAGUGGACAUUUCGUGGAAGGGUAAUUAAGGAGCCUGGAAGGAUACAAAUAACAAAUUCUAACACAAUGUCUGUUCUAACAAUAGAGAAAGCCGAUGUUGUGGAUACUGGAAUGUACCAAUGCACUCUGAUGGGCGACGUAUUGCAGUUCAGACAAGAAAGGAACGUGAUUGGAGAUGAUAUCAAACCACCUCCCAUCAUAGUAUCAAAGUCUCACAUACCCGUUAGAUGUCUGGGGACGGAGGGACAAACAGUACCACUUGAGUGUUGUGUGCAGUCCCCUUUUAAGGUGAAGUGGUUUUAAAGACUCAC